Messenger RNA from Ilex paraguariensis (yerba mate), 1017 nucleotides. Lineage: Eukaryota; Viridiplantae; Streptophyta; Magnoliopsida; Aquifoliales; Aquifoliaceae. The record is from the annotation of a GenBank genome assembly.
AUGAUCGUGAAAGCAUCGAGAAAUGGAUAUUUUUCUGAGAAAAACAGUGAGUGCCCAGUCACUAAACAAGUCAUCUCCGAUUCCGAUUUGACGCCGAACAUCACUCUCCGACGACUGAUCCAAUCAUGGUGCGCCCUAAACGCCUCCUAUGGCAUUGAAAGAUUCCCAACACCAAAGCCCCCGAUCAACAAAGCCCAGAUGGCGAAGCUUCUCCGUGAUGCCAAAUCUCCACAAUUACAAAUGAAAUGUCUCGAAAAACUGAAAUCACUAGCUUCUGAAAGUGAGGCAAACAAACGUUGCAUGGAAGCCACGGGAGCCGUAGAGUUCUUAGCUUCAAUCAUAAACAACACCAACGAAUCAUCAGUGUCAGAAGAAUCAGAAGAUGGGUUUGAUCCCAAAAAAGCCAGUGAUGAAGCCCUAAUUAUUCUCUAUUAUUUUGAAUUAUCAGAUGCUGGACUCAAGGCUCUCUCCGGCCAAAAUGCUGAGGAGUUUGAAACCAGAAUUAUUUGUUCAAUUAGUCCAAGUCCUGAAGGAUCAGAUCUCUCACAAAGCCACCAAAAAUAUACUGAAACUACUGAUCAACGUUUGUCCAUGGGAAGAAACAGAGUCAAAACAGUCCAAGCCGGCACAGUGCCAGAAUUGAUUGAUCUUUUACCCGAAGCCCAUGAGAAAAGGGACUGUGAAAUGAUACUAGUGGUGUUGGAUCAUCUGUGCCAGUGUGCAGAGGGAAGAGCCGAGUUGUUGAACCAUGGAGCUGGGUUAGCAAUUGUGUCAAAGAAGAUACUUUGGGUUUCAAAGAUGGCAACUGAAAGGGCUGUAAGGAUUCUAGUUUUUGUUUCGAAGUUUUCUGCAACUCCCAGUGUUCUUCAAGAGAUGCUGACUCUGGGUGUAGUGGCAAAGCUUUGCCUGGUGCUUCAAGUGGAUUGUGGUAGCAAGACCCAGGAAAAAGCUAGAGAGAUCCUUAAAUUGCAUGCCAAUGCAUGGAAGAACUCUGCUUGUAGAAUCCUUAAAUAUUAA